Lodderomyces theae is the source of this 1689-nucleotide messenger RNA. It is a transcript of the gene ALG6, whose product is annotated as dolichyl-P-Glc:Man(9)GlcNAc(2)-PP-dolichol alpha-1,3-glucosyltransferase. Gene Ontology annotation, biological process: protein N-linked glycosylation. The transcript has a single exon. Lineage: Eukaryota; Fungi; Ascomycota; Pichiomycetes; Serinales; Debaryomycetaceae. The record is from RefSeq and is a predicted model, not a curated record. Gene Ontology annotation, molecular function: dolichyl pyrophosphate Man9GlcNAc2 alpha-1,3-glucosyltransferase activity. Bases 1 to 1689 code for a protein of 562 amino acids. Gene Ontology annotation, cellular component: endoplasmic reticulum membrane.
AUGGGCAAAGCUAAGAAGAAAUCAGACAAACAAGAAAAGUCAACUCAAUCUGGCUUUGUUCAAAAGGCGACUGCUGGUGCUGCCACAUCUUCCGCUGCUGCCUCACCUCAAUUGAAAAGUAUAUUCAUCAACUCGCCGGUCUAUGACUUAUUGCAUUAUUUUGAGAAAGCACCAGACCAGUGGGCAGCAAGAUACAUUCUCAUCUUAAGCUCCAUCAUAUUACGCACUGUAGUUGGUCUUGGUGGCCAUUCAGGCUAUAGAAAACCACCAAUGCAUGGUGAUUUUGAAGCUCAGCGACAUUGGAUGGAAUUGACAAUCAAUUUGCCUACUUCUGAGUGGUACUUCUUUGAUCUUCAGUACUGGGGUUUGGACUACCCGCCAUUAACUGCUUACCACAGUUGGGUCUUGGGUAAAAUUGGCUCAUUUCUAAAUCCAAUCUGGUUUGCAUUGAAUUCCUCACGAGGGUUGGAAACGAAUGAUUUGAAAUUUUACAUGAGAAUCACCAGUAUUGUUAGCGAGUUGGUUUGCUAUAUUCCUGGAAUUUUAAUCCUAGCUAACAUUUUGGGGAAAAAGUUCAACUUGACCAGAAUGGAUCAAAUAAUAUUUGCCUUGAUUAUCUUGAUUCAACCGCACUUGGUUUUGAUUGAUCAUGGACAUUUUCAGUACAAUUCGGUGAUGUUGGGGUGUUUUGUGUAUGCAAUCAUUGAAUUGGUGCAGAACCACUUGGUAAUGGCCAGUGUGUGGUUUGUAAGUUGUAUCAACUUCAAACAAAUGGGACUAUACUACUCGGUGUUUAUUUUCUUUUACAUAUUGAGUCAAUUGAGAAACAUCCGGGACUUGAUAUCGGUUGGAUUAUCUGUAAUUGUAACUCAAUUCAUCUAUCUACUACCUUUUGUCUCACAUUGGAAAACCACAUUACCACAAAUUGUGUAUCGUAUCUUUCCAUUCAAUCGAGGACUAUUUGAGGAUAAAGUUGCCAACUUUUGGUGCACCACCAACGUCUUGGUUAAAUAUCGCGAUCUAGUCUCGUCUUCACAGCUUUCCAGAUUAGCAUUAGGAGCCACCUUGAUAUUUAUUAUACCAAUUAACAUUUACAUUUUUUACAAGUUGAAAAAACCGACAUCCACUGCAGGGAGCGAAACCGCAACCGACCGCAAGGUUGUGAGUGUUAAAGGCGAUAGCUAUAGCAACAGCAAAAGCAAUGACAGUGACAAGAAACGUGUAUCUGCGAUGUUGUAUGGAUUUGCUUUCAAUGCAUUGUCAUUUUAUUUGUUCUCAUACCAAGUUCACGAAAAGUCGAUUUUGCUUCCCCUAUGCCCCAUGUUAUUGCUUCUUUUAAUCAACCCACGUGAUAUAACAUUUAUUCAAUGGGUUAAUAAUGUGGGUACUUUUAGCUUAUAUCCAUUGUUGAAAAAGGAUGAUUUGGUAUUACAAUACUUUGUAACAAGCAUACUACUCAAUUGGCUUAUUGGAUUCAGACUUGUUAUACCUACUUUGAGGGAAUUGAGUGCGAGUAAUUUGAUGAUUUUGGCAACCUAUGUGGCUAUGAUUUUCUACCACGUUGUGGAUUUUGCAUUUGAUCCUCCAGUAAAGUAUCCUGACUUGUGGGUAGUUUUGAACAUCGCCAUAUCGUUUGCAGCCUUCGGUUGCGCUUGGUUGUGGUUGAUCCUUAAGAUAAUCCGACUUUAA